UCCUUUUCUCGUCCCCCUCUUAUCUCCCUCCCUUCUUGUCGUCUCCGCUAGCUCCAAAUCUCGCGAGAGGUCCAAGCCGGAGGCCCGGGCCAACAUGGCGGAAGAAGAAGUGGCUAAAUUGGAGAAACACUUGAUGCUUCUCCGCCAGGAAUAUGUCAAGCUGCAGAAGAAGCUCACGGAGACGGAGAGAAGGUGCACCCUCCUGGCUGCUCAGUCGAAUAAAGGGAAUGCCAGUGACUCCUUCAUCAGUCGGCUGCUGGCCAUUGUGGCUGAGCUGUAUGAACAGGAGCAGUACAGUGACCUGAAGAUAAAGGUUGGAGACAAGUACAUCAGCGCUCACAAAUUUGUAUUGGCAGCUCGCAGCGAGGCUUGGAGUCUGGCCAACCUGGUGUCGACUGAAGAGCUGGAUCUGUCAGAUGCUGACUCAGAGGUAACCAUGGCGAUGCUGCGCUGGAUCUAUACAGAUGAGCUGGAGCUGAGAGAAGACGACGUGUUCCUGACGGAGCUGAUGAAACUGGCAAAUAGGUUUCAGCUGCAGCUCCUGAGGGAAAGAUGUGAAAAGGGAGUCAUGUCGCUGGUUAACGUCAGGAAUUGCAUCCGCUUUUAUCAGACUGCUGAGGAGCUGGAUGCCAGCACUUUAAUGAACUAUUGUGCUGAGAUCAUUGCCAGUCAUUGGGAUGACUUGAGGAAAGAGGACUUCAGCAGCAUGAGCGCGCAGCUCUUGUACAAGAUGAUCAAAUCCAAAACGGAAUUUCCUUUGCACAAAGCUAUUAAAGUGGAGAGGGAAGAUGUGGUGUUCCUGUACCUUAUCGAAAUGGAUUCCCAGCUGCCUGGGAAGCUGAACGAACUUGAUCGCAACGGUGACCUGGCCUUAGACCUGGCUCUCUCCCGAAGACUGGAAAGCAUUGCGGCGACACUGGUCAGUCACAAAGCAGAUGUUGACAUGGUGGACAAGAGAGGCUGGAGUCUGUUGCAUAAAGCUAUUCAGAGGGGAGAUAAGUUUGCCGCUCACUUCCUUGUUAAGAACAGCGCCCGGGUGAAUGCUGCAACCCUGGGAGAACAGGAGACCCCCCUGCACCUGGUGGCUUCCUACAACCCCAAGAAGCACGCGCCGGACGUGAUGGCGGAGAUGGCCAAGAUUGCAGAGUGCCUCUUAAAGGCAGGAGCCAAUCCGAACAUGCAGGAUAGCCAAGGAAGGACUCCGUUGCACGCCUCCAUCAUCGUGAGGAACGACCAAGUGUUUAGCCAGCUGCUCCAGUGCAAACAGCUUGAUUUGGAACUGAAGGACCACCAGGGAAGCACCGCUCUGUGGCUUGCGGUUCAGUAUAUCACUGUCUCUUCAGACGCGUCCGUAAACCCCUUUGAGGAUGUUCCAGUGGAGAACGGCACCUCCUUCGACGAGAACAGCUUUGCAGCCAGGCUUAUCCAGCGGGGCAGCAACACGGAUGCUCCUGAUUCAAUUACAGGAAUCUGCUUGUUGCAAAGGGCAGCAGGGGCAGGAAACGAGGCUGCAGCGCUUUUCCUAGCCACUCACGGUGCCAAAGUUAACCACAGGAACAAAUGGGGAGAAACACCACUUCACACAGCCUGUCGACACGGUCUGGCCAACCUCACAGCAGAGUUGUUGCAGCAAGGAGCUAACCCCAACAUCCAGACAGAGAAAGCGGUGCCUGCCCAAAAAGGAGCAACUGUCCCAAGCGCAUCAGACAAUGUCUAUUUGCAAACUCCCCUUCACAUGGCAAUAGCGUAUAACCACCCAGAUGUGGUGUCAGUCAUACUGGAACAAAAAGCUAAUGCCCUUCACGCCACCAACAACUUGCAGAUCAUUCCUGACUUCAGCCUCAAGGACUCCAGAGACCAGACAGUAUUGGGCCUGGCAUUAUGGACAGGCAUGCAUAUCAUAGCGGCUCAGCUCCUUGGAUCUGGGGCCUCCAUCAACGACACCAUGUCGGACGGGCAGACUCUGUUGCAUAUGGCGAUCCAGAGGCAGGACAGCAAGAGUGCCCUCUUUCUGCUGGAGCAUCAAGCCGAUAUAAAUGUCAGGACGCAGGAUGGAGAGACGGCCCUUCAGCUGGCCAUCAAAAACCAGCUUCCGCUUGUGGUUGACGCCAUCUGCACCAGGGGAGCCGACAUGUCCGUGCCAGAUGAGAAGGGCAACCCUCCGCUCUGGCUCGCGCUAGAGAACGACCUGGAAGAUAUCGCCUCGACUCUCGUAAGACACGGCUGUGAUGCAACUUGCUGGGGUCCGGGGCCAGGUGGCUGUUUACAGACCCUCCUUCACAGAGCCAUCGACGAGAACAACGAGCAGAUCUCCUGCUUCCUUAUCCGCAGUGGCUGCGAUGUCAACAGCCCAAGGCAGCCGGGUGCCGACGGAGAAGGGGACGAGGAGGCCCAUGACGGACAGUCGCCUUUGCACCUUGCUGCUUGUUGGGGCCUCGAAGAAGUGGUGCAGUGCCUUCUAGAGUUUGGUGCCAAUGUGAAUGCACAGGAUGCAGAAGGAAGAACACCCAUCCACGUUGCCAUCAUCAAUCAGCAUGCGGUCAUUAUCCAGCUGCUAAUAUCUCACCCCGACAUCCAUCUCAGCCUACGCGACCGGCAAGGCAUGACCCCUUUUGCGUGUGCAAUGACUUACAAGAACAACAAGGCGGCAGAGGCGAUCCUGAAGCGGGAGCCCGGAGCUGCUGAGCAGAUGGACAACAAAGGCCGGAACUUCCUCCACGUGGCUGUUCAGAAUUCUGACAUUGAGAGCGUGCUGUUCCUGAUCAGCGUCCAAGCGAAUGUGAACUCCCGGGUCCAGGAUGCCUCCAAGCUCACCCCGUUGCAUCUUGCUGUACAAGCUGGCUCGGAAAUCAUUGUGCGCAAUCUGCUGCUUGCAGGGGCCAAGGUUAAUGAACUGAACAAGCACCGUCAGACAGCCCUCCAUCUCGCUGCCCAGCAGGAUCUGCCCAUGAUUUGCUCUGUUCUUCUGGAGAAUGGAGUGGACUUCUCAGCUGUGGAUGAAAAUGGGAACAACGCCCUCCAUCUGGCAGUGAUGCAGGGGCGUCUGAACAACAUCCGUGUCCUCCUCACAGAAUGCACUGUGGACGCAGAAGCCUUUAAUGUCAGAGGUCAGUCCCCAAUGCACAUCCUGGGGCAAUAUGGGAAAGACAACGCGGCGGCCAUCUUUGACCUCUUUUUGGAGUGUAUGCCGGAGUACCCUCUUGACAAGCCGGAUGCUGAAGGGAACACAGUACUUCUCUUGGCCUACAUGAAGGGAAAUGCCAACUUGUGCCGGGCCAUUGUGAGAGCUGGAGCGCGCCUGGGAGUCAACAACAACCAGGGAAUCAACAUCUUCAACUAUCAAGUGGCCACGAAACAGCUUCUCUUCAGGCUCUUAGAUAUGCUGUCCAAGGAACCUCCCUGGUGCGAUGGCUCAAAUUGCUAUGAGUGCACGGCCAAGUUCGGGGUCACGACAAGGAAGCAUCAUUGCCGACACUGUGGGCGGUUGCUGUGCCACAAGUGCUCGACCAAGGAGAUCCCCAUCAUCAAGUUCGACCUGAACAAGCCGGUCCGCGUCUGCAACAUCUGCUUUGACGUCUUGACGCUGGGUGGAGUCUCCUAGUGUGGCCUGCAGGAGGGGGGUGUGUGUGUGAGGCUUCCAGGCACUCCCCCUCCCACCCGCCUCGCAGCCGCUCAGUGGCCGGUCGCCUAUAACGGAGACAGAGAAGCUUAUACUUGUCUUCCUUGUUACAAUAGACUUCGAUCGGCUUAAGGGACCACGUAAACACUAUAUUGCAGUAUACAUUAGUCUUUUGUACGAUUGACGAACGUCAGCUGUGGGUGAUGGCUAGAAGCAAACUGGGACUGUUGAAAAAGCGAGAAAAUGAACACAAAUUGGGUCAGGCCCUCAGCUCAUCGUAGCACGGGGCCUUGAAAGUAAAACUUCUGAUUAACUGAUCAUGUAACACAAUAGGCCUUAUUUAGCAGGCCUUGAUGCAGUUACGGGGCUGCCCUAAAGUCCUGUGACGGAUCUUUUUUUUUUUUUUAAGAGAUCGCUAGCUCUUAUCUCUGGGUAACUCUGUGCGAUUUGCCCCUUUUUUUGUUACCUUCUCUGAGAGAAUGAUUUUAUUCUUGUCCAGCUGUGUCUAGUGGGCGGCUCUACUGUGCACAAAGAACCAUCCUUUCAAAAAAACCCAGGGUUUUGUUUAACACGUUGCGGGGGUUUUUUGUGUGGCAUUGCGACACAAGCCGCUCGUAGGUGUGUCCUCCCUUAUUAGCAGAACUGGAAUUCCAGCUCCAGCCUCUUAACGUUCUCCCCCGCCCCCGUCCCAUUCUGCGCUCUCAGUUCCAAGGGCAGAAGAGGCGAGGCGGUCCUUCUCAAAUUCAGUCGCUGCUCCCCACAGGAAGAAAAGCUGCUGGCCCCGCCCCUCUUCAUAGCGACGCUUAGUUCGCUCAGCAAAAACAGUCAUAUGUUUACAGUGACGCAGGAAGUUCUGCUGGUUGGGGUUAGAAUGGAAUGCUUGAUGCAGAGGAGCUCCUAUGGAGUGUCUGGGAUGAUGCAGGGUGAAGGCAGUUUGGGGUGCCCAACAGAGGGGGCGGUCUCGAGGACUCCGGUCACAGGGGAAGUCACGUCACAUUUUGCUCCCGGGAGGCUAGGGGGCCAGUAAGGAUACUUUCUGCAGUCAAGACUUACAGGGUGUAAGCUGUUGGCAAGUUGCCCUGUUCAGGAGGCCUGUGUCGAAUCUUGACUCCUGCACAGAAAUGCACAUUUCCUCCACUACCAUACCACCCCCUUGCCCCAGUUAUCUUGGGUUAGCUCUGCUUCUGGGAAACGUCAGAAUUGGGACCCCCGUGAACGGAGAUGCUGAAGUAGUGACUGUUAAAACUGCGAAACCACCAUAUUCGUAAGCAGAAAGCUUGUUUGCCUUUUCUUCUUUUUUUAAAAAAAGGAACAAAACCAGGAAGAAGUACGUAGCUCAGCCUUUUUGUGGUUUCACCAAUGAAUCACUUGCGAUUUGUGUUUAUCUUACCUUUGGUAACCACUACUUUUUCAGUGUGUGAAUGUGUGUAUGUGUGGAAGGGAAGGUAAAGUAUCAUUCAUAACUUCGGAUCCCAUUAACCCCACCCCCAUUAACCCCUCCCAAUACUAACUUGUCCUGUAAUGUUAUCAACUACCUAUAUAUAUGUAAAAAGAGCUGAUACCAGAGUGCUACUUUUCUAUCUUUCUUUGAUUUAUAGGAUAUAACUGCUUUGUAUGUCAUGUGAAAACUUGGGAGGCGUGUGCAGUAAAAAAAAAAUAAGGGUGAUUUUUUUUAAGGGAGAGCUCUUAAAAGUUCAUGCUAAAAUGGUACAUUUCAAGUGGGACCUCCGUUUGUUGAUCGGCCUACCAGACUCCAUGGGAAGAAAAACUGGAACUCCGUCCUCUUCGGCUGUGUGAAAGUAAUGAAUUGCGAAGGGCUGUGCUCAUUCCCCUCCUAAGGGGUGGGGGGCAGGUUUGGGGAUGGUUAAUUUAGCUUGUUAGUUUGCUCCUUGACUCUAAAAGUGGGGUUGGGCAAAUGUUUUGCCCGAAGGGCAGCAGCAGGGUUUUCAUCUGCCUUUGAAGGAACCAGCAGCUAACUUAGGAGCCCUCUGAAGAAGGUGGAGGCUCUCAAAAGAUUUAAGUUUAUUCAGGCGCACUGGCUCUCUAAUUGAUGCCACCGUCUAGCAGGCCUAUGCGCCCAACAAACUAGGCUGGGUGAAAAGUUUAUGUGGGCCAGAAUGUUCCCCGGACUGUAACUGCUCCACCCUUCCUCUGAAAGGAUUAAAACGGCAGCACUUAACUCGCAUUGGUAGAAUCUGUCUCCCUCUCCCACUUCAUCUCCAGAGAUUUUUGUAAUGCCUUUUUCUGACUAUUUGACCCGUGGGAGGGGGAGCCCAAACCCUGAGACGUGGCGAUAGUCUCUUUAUGGACUGUCCAAGGUUAGUGGUCCAAACAUGCACCCUUGGUGUGGAUUCCGUCUCGGGAAUGUGUCACGAGUCAGAACUUUGGAGCUGGGACAAGAUGAGAUUGUUUCAGGACUGGCCUUGUGCAAGUUUGACAACGGGACUAAUCCAGUAAACAACUGCAGCUGUCUUCCGAUUGGUGGGAGACGAACAGCUGACUUCCAGAAUGGCACCAGUGACUCACAGGGCCCAGGGGAAGGAGAAGACGGAACGUUCUUUAUGCGAUCCAGUCCUCAAGCUGUACAUUUGGGAUGUGUGUAUGAUUCUAGGUGGGCUUUGUCACGUUGCACAAAACUAAUCACUGUAAAGCACUUUUAAUAAAACAUUUAACUCUAAA
Messenger RNA from Sphaerodactylus townsendi, 6298 nucleotides. RefSeq names its product ankyrin repeat and FYVE domain containing 1 (gene ANKFY1). NCBI's taxonomy places the organism in Eukaryota, Metazoa, Chordata, Lepidosauria, Squamata, Sphaerodactylidae. Gene Ontology annotation, molecular function: protein binding; metal ion binding. The coding region runs from base 95 to 3601 and encodes 1168 amino acids. The record is from RefSeq and is a predicted model, not a curated record. The transcript is spliced from 25 exons.